CGGCGGAAGGAGCGCGGCCCCUGCCCUGUCCGCCCUCCGCGCCAUGGCUCUCGCGGCGACCGUGCCCGGGCUGCUCCGCGCUGGUCUCUGGCCCAGGCCGCUGCGGCCGCAUGUGCUCCAGAGCGCGACCCCGGGGCGGGCCCGGCCGGGCGGCAGGACACUGACAACCGCCGCGACGCCCGCCGUCAGCGAGCCCGAGGGCAGCACCGAUGUCAGCGACAAGAUCCUCAGUGAGCCCCUCAAGCACUCCGACUUCUUCAAUGUCAAGGAGUUGUUUUCCGUGAGAAGUCUGUUCGAUGCCCGCGUGCACCUGGGCCACAAAGCAGGCUGUCGGCACAGGUUCAUGGAGCCCUACAUUUUCGGGAGCCGCCUCGGCCAGGACAUCAUCGACCUGGAACAGACGGCCACGCACCUACAGCUGGCGUUGAACUUCACAGCCCACGUGGCCUAUCGUGGGGGCAUCAUCUUGUUCGUGAGCCGGAGCCGGCAGUUCUCACACCUGAUCGAGACCACGGCCCGGAGCUGCGGCGAGUACGCUCACACCCGCUAUUUCAAGGGCGGCCUGCUGACCAACGCGCCGCUCCUCCUGGGCCCCAUGGUUCGCCUGCCGGACCUCAUCAUCUUCCUGCACACGCUCAACAACGUCUUUGAGCCCCACGUGGCUGUGAGAGACGCGGCCAAGAUGCACAUCCCCACGGUGGGCGUCGUGGACACCAACUGCAACCCCUGUCUCAUCACCUACCCCGUCCCCGGCAACGAUGACUCGCCCCCGUCCGUCCGGCUCUUCUGCAGGCUCUUCCAGACCGCCAUCAACCGGGCCAAGCAGAAGCGGAGGCAGGUGGAGGCCCUGUAUCGACUGCAGGGCCCGGAGAGGCCAGGGGAGGGGGGCCGGGGGCCGGCUGCCCCUCCUUCCCUGGGAGCCUAGGCCGGGCUGGACGUGGGUCCCUCCCGGGGACGCACCCCCUCCCCUCCUGGAGGAGAGCGGCCGCCAAGCCUGCCCUCUAAGCCGGGAGCCCCUCCCCUUCCCUGGCUGUGGUCUUUAGCAGGGUCCCCGUUGCUCUAGGCAUCGAUUGGGCCCCUGCUGAUGGUAACCAUCUCGGCAGCUGCCCCCCCCCCCCCCCCGCCGGGCCCCAUUUCAGGUCCACGGGGCCCAGUGGGCACACGGAGAGCAGGCAGCCUGUCCAGAGACGACCCUUCGGGAAACACGCUUGUCCUGGAGUCUGAAAAGCCUCACUCACACUUUGAAUUUGGUCCUCUGUGUGCCAGGGAGGCUCUCGCGCCAAGUCGCUUUUCGUUCCCUGCCAGUUAAUGCCAAGGCCGGGCUGCUUCCUCCAUGGCACAGUUUCUGGGGCUGCUUUGUCACGUGAGGCCGCAGGGCAAGUCCCCUAGAGGAUCCCAUCUGGGUUGGGAUGGGCCAGGCCAAGGGGACAACAGGAUCCCCACAGAAAUAAAGCUUAUGUUUGGACAAAUGUG
Molecule: messenger RNA, 1473 nt
Organism: Ailuropoda melanoleuca (giant panda)
Lineage: Eukaryota; Metazoa; Chordata; Mammalia; Carnivora; Ursidae
Gene: MRPS2
Product: mitochondrial ribosomal protein S2
Exons: 4
Coding region: 44-925 (293 amino acids)
Biological process (GO): translation
Cellular component (GO): mitochondrial small ribosomal subunit; ribosome
Molecular function (GO): structural constituent of ribosome
Source: RefSeq, a predicted model, not a curated record